This is a messenger RNA of Colletotrichum tamarilloi, 614 nucleotides long. RefSeq lists its product as uncharacterized. The transcript has 2 exons. The annotation marks the transcript as partial. NCBI's taxonomy places the organism in Eukaryota, Fungi, Ascomycota, Sordariomycetes, Glomerellales, Glomerellaceae. The record is from RefSeq and is a predicted model, not a curated record.
GGGACAAACUUCCGGAAAAUUUGACCAUUGCUAUAGGAGACGACGAAAGGGUGUGGCGCAAAGGCAGUCCCUACGACAUCAUUCACGCGCGAGUCGUCGAGAGCAUCGUAGAUUGGCAGGACUUCCCUAAAAUUGCCUACAACAAUCUCAACCCGGGUGGUUGCUUGAUCGUCGAAAUGGUUGAUCUUAUGCCUUGCGGCGAUGAGCAGAGGUCUUUUCCAGCAGACUCGGCUCUCAAGGCCUGGGCAGAGAAGUUCCGUCAGUACGAUAAGUGUCAAGCUGAUCAACAGGAAAUCGAGGCUUUACUUCGAGAUCAGGGUUUCGACGUUACAUGCGCAACGAUUGAUUUACCGAUCAAUCCCUACAGGCAAUCUGAAAAUGAGCGAGAGAGCGGCAAACGCUUUCAUUGGUGCCUCAGACAGUUUCUGCAGGCCAAAUGCUUUGCAUCUCGUCGCGAAGCCCCGCCGCAAGAAAUGUUGGACCUGGUGGCGGAAGCAACCAAGGAAAUCCGGAAUCCCGAUAAUCAUGCCUUCUGUAAAUGGUAUUUGACCCAUUACAAUCUCUACAUCUUGACGGCUUCCAAAAGAGUGGACAACUGUAAACUAUGGUGGUGA